GGAAGGGAGGAAACAAGGGGAGGCCAAAUGAUCCAAGAGGUUUUUUUCCAAUAACAACGGUAAUAACUCAAUGUAUUACUUACAGGGAAGCAGCCAGCACAGCUAUCCUUCCUUGCCCAUCUCUGUGGAAACAAGCUCGGAGAGAAGUCAGGAUUGCCUCACCAUGGAGCAGCUGAGCUUGGCCAACACCCGGUUCGCACUGGACCUCUUCCGCACCCUGAAGGACAGCGACCCCUCUGGGAACAUCUUCUUCUCCCCCAUGAGCAUUUCCUCAGCGCUGGCCAUGGUCUUUCUGGGGAGCAGAGGCACUACCGCCGCACAGAUGUCCAAGACUCUUCACUUCAAUGCGGUGAAGGAGAUUCAUUCCAGUUUCCAGAGUCUGAAUGCUGACAUCAACAAGCGCGGAGCUCCCUAUCUUCUGAAACUUGCCAAUAGGUUAUAUGGAGAGAAAACCUAUGAGUUCCUCCCUGAGUUCUUAGCUUCAACCCAGAAAAUGUAUGGAGCUGAACUGGCCAAUGUAGAUUUUCAGAAAGCCUCUGAAAAUGCAAGAAAGGUGAUAAAUGAGUGGGUCAAAGGCCAGACUGAAGGUAAAAUUCCAGAAUUGUUGGCUGCAGGCGUGGUUGAUAAUAUGACUAAACUUGUGCUAGUUAAUGCCAUCUAUUUCAAAGGAAACUGGCAGGAGAAAUUCAGUCAAAAUGCCACAACGGAUACACCUUUCAGAUUGAAUAAGAAAGACACAAAAACAGUGAAAAUGAUGUAUCAGAAGAGCAAAUUCCCAUUUGGCUACAUCAAGGACCUUAAGUGCCGGGUGCUGGAGCUGCCUUACCAGGGCAGGGAGCUCAGCAUGGUCAUCCUGCUGCCAGAUGACAUCGAGGACGAGGCCACGGGUCUGAAGAAGAUUGAAGAACAGUUGACCUUGGAAAAACUGCAGGAGUGGACCAAACCUGAGAAUCUGAGUUCCAUCGAAGUCAACGUCCACCUGCCCAAGUUCAAGCUGGAAGAGAACUACAACCUCAACUCUCACCUGGCCAGCCUGGGUAUAGAGGAUCUCUUUACUAGCAGGGCUGAUCUGUCUGGCAUGUCAAGAGUACUGGAAAUCUUUAUAUCACAAAUUGUCCACAAGUCUUUUGUGGAAGUAAAUGAGGAGGGUACAGAAGCAGCAGCUGCCACAGGAAUUGCCACCUUCUGCAUGCUUAUGCCAGAGGAAAAUUUUGUGGCGGACCAUCCAUUCAUUUUUUUCAUUCGACACAAUCCCUCAACUAACAUCCUGUUCUUAGGCAGACUUUCUUCCCCAUAGAGACUGUGGAAAUCCGAGGCCAAGCUCAAAGCUUUAUCAAUGGCCCUUUCAAUGGUGAUAGUUUUCAUAUAUCUUCUGCAACAAAUCUACCACCCCAAACAAGUCUCUAACUUCCUCUGUAAUGUCAGGUCUGUUGGCUAUUUAUACGCAUUAACUUUGGCAUAGAUAUCUAUUCUCCUUUUUUAUAUUGAAAAAUUUAUUGAUUGCUUUUGAAUGCACCAAGCAGAUAUGUAGAUUCUUGACAGUGUAGUAAACUAAGAAACUGCUGUACUCUCUUGAAAGCCAUGAGAAAAAUUAAAUACUAUAAUUUAUUUCAUAGAUAUACUUCUGGAAGCUAUGGUAGAGAGACAUUCAUUGUUGAAGGGAGGCUUAAAAACAGACAUUCAAUUGAAAUAUAGGAAAGCAGCCCAAUUAAGGGUUGGAUUAUGAAGAUAAAUUUGCCUUGGCCAGUGUUUCUGACCCUUUGUUCUAUAGGAUUAGUAUUAUAUUAUAGGCCCUCUGAUUUCAAACUAGUAAGGAGCUUAUUUUCCUUUA
Molecule: messenger RNA, 1831 nt
Organism: Pipistrellus kuhlii (Kuhl's pipistrelle)
Lineage: Eukaryota; Metazoa; Chordata; Mammalia; Chiroptera; Vespertilionidae
Product: leukocyte elastase inhibitor-like
Biological process (GO): negative regulation of endopeptidase activity
Molecular function (GO): serine-type endopeptidase inhibitor activity
Source: RefSeq, a predicted model, not a curated record